Oryza sativa Japonica Group (Japanese rice) is the source of this 2311-nucleotide messenger RNA. Its product is annotated as putative pectinesterase/pectinesterase inhibitor 45. The record is from RefSeq and is a predicted model, not a curated record. Gene Ontology annotation, biological process: cell wall modification. Lineage: Eukaryota; Viridiplantae; Streptophyta; Magnoliopsida; Poales; Poaceae. Gene Ontology annotation, molecular function: pectinesterase inhibitor activity; pectinesterase activity.
CUUGAAUCCUCUGAAUAAACAAGCUCUUCUCCCCCCUCACUCUCUCGCUCUCGCUCGAUCCUCUCUCUCUGCCUUUGCCGAUCGUGGUAAGGGCAGAGGGAGGGAGAGAGCGGCGGCGGCGACGCCGAAAACAUUCUUCAGGCAGGGCGAGAAGGUCGUCGGCCAUGUCAACGACCUUCUCGGACUUCGAUCCGAUCACUGAGCGCCGCCAUGUCGAGAGGCAGAGGCAAGAGCGCAGGCGCGUCAUGGUUGCAGCCGGCGCCGCGUCGGUCAUUCUUAUCAUCAUCGUCAUGGGCGGCGCGGCCGUCGCCUACAACGCGAGCUUCGGUGAUGGUGGCUCCUCUUCCUCCUCCGGUUCAGCGUCAGGUGGCGGCGCGCAGCCCAGCCUGCACGGCGUGUCCAAGAUCAUCAAGGCGAUGUGCGCGCAGACGGACUACAAGGACACCUGCGAGAAGAGCCUCGCCAAGGCCGCCGCGAACGCCAGCGCGUCGUCGUCGUCGUCGUCGCCCAAGGACGUCGUGCGCGCCUCCGUGGCCGUGAUCGGCGACGCCAUCGAGAAGGCGUUCGACAAGUCGAGCGUGAUCGUCAGCGACGACCCGCGGGUCAAGGCCGCCGUCGCGGAUUGCAAGGAGAUCUACGAGAACGCGAAGGACGACCUCGACCGCACUCUCGCAGGCAUCGACGCCGGCGGCGUGGACGGGCUCACCAAGGGCGGGUACCAGCUCCGCGUGUGGCUGAGCGCGGUGAUCGCGCACCAGGAGACGUGCAUCGACGGCUUCCCCGACGGCGACCUCAAGGACAAGAUGAGGGACGCCAUGGAGUCCGGCAAGGAGCUGACGAGCAACGCGCUGGCCCUCAUCGGGAAGGCGUCCUCGUUCCUCGCCGCGCUCCACCUCCCAGCGUCUUCGGCGGCCAGCCACCGGCGGCUUCUCAGCUUCGCCUUCGAUGAGGACGUCACAAAGCAGCCCGAAGUGAACCGUUCGUCCGGGAACAGCCUCCGGCGGCUUCUCAGCUUCGCCUUCGAUGAGGACGCCACGAAGCAGCCCGAAGUGAACCGUUCGUCCGGGAACAGCCUCCGGCGACUUCUCAGCUUCGCCUUCGACGAGAACGCCCCAAAGCAGCCCAAAGGGAACGACGACGACGUCCUGGUCUGGGUGAACCGGCAGGAGAGGAGGCUGCUCAAGGCCAAGUUCCAGAACAAGCUCAAGCCCAACGUCGUCGUGGCCAAGGACGGCAGCGGCAAGUUCAAGACCAUCAACGACGCGCUCGCCGCCAUGCCCAAGAAGUACACCGGAAGGUACGUGAUCUACGUGAAGGAAGGGGUGUACGAGGAGUACGUGACGAUCACCAAGAAGAUGGCGAACGUGACCAUGUACGGCGACGGCGCCAAGAAGACCAUCAUCACCGGCAACCGGAACUUCGUCGACGGCCUCACCACCUACAAGACGGCGACCUUCAACGCGCAGGGCGACGGGUUCAUGGGCGUCGCGCUGGGUUUCCGGAACACGGCCCGCGCGGCGAAGCACCAGGCGGUGGCGCUGCUGGUGCAGUCGGACAAGUCCAUCUUCCUCAACUGCCGCAUGGAGGGGCACCAGGACACGCUCUACGCGCACUCCAAGGCGCAGUUCUACCGCAACUGCGUCAUCUCCGGCACCGUCGACUUCAUCUUCGGCGACGCCGCGGCGGUGUUCCAGAACUGCGUCAUCGUGCUCCGCCGCCCGCUCGACAACCAGCAGAACAUCGCCACGGCGCAGGGCCGCGCCGACCGCCGCGAGGCCACCGGCUUCGUGCUCCAGCACUACCGCUUCGCCGCCGAGUCGGCGCUCGGCGACGCCUCCCGCCCCGCCGUCCGCAGCUACCUCGCACGCCCGUGGCGCGAGUACUCGCGCACGCUCAUCAUGAACUCCGACAUCCCCGCCUUCGUAGACAAGGCCGGCUACCUCCCGUGGAGCGGCGACUUCGGGCUCAAGACGCUCUGGUACGCGGAGUACGGGAACAAGGGCGCCGGCGCCGCCACCGCCGGCCGCGUCAGCUGGCCGGGGUACAAGAAGGUGAUCAGCAAGAAGGAGGCCACCAAGUUCACCGUGCAGAACUUCUUGCACGCCGAGCCAUGGAUCAAGCCGACCGGCACGCCGGUGAAGUACGGCAUGUGGGCGUGAAAAAUAUUUGUGCAGACACCCGGGCACCUGCAUGCGUGCGCCAUGUACAUAUGCUUUCGAGAGGAGACGGUCCAAUGUGAAUAUCUGAUACCUGCCUGUUUCAUGUACAUUCUGUGUGAUUUUUACUUGUGCGCCGUGCAUGCACAUUUCAA